CACUGACAACACAUUCGAAUAGCGAAACACAACAAAAACACUGCAUUUCUGUCGUGCGUUUCGCGGACACACCGAACGACUCGCUAUUUGAUCGGUCAUUACGUGUGCGUCACUGCCGUCGCCGUAACCACCGGUCGAUCGCCAACACCACUGACCGCACGACUACUCCAGUGCUGACACCGCACGGAGUGUUACCGUAGACUCAGUGGUCAGUCGCCAGCACUCAGUCGCACACAAAACGUGCGUUUAUUUUGGUUGAAGUUUGUGUUUUCUUUGGACACUCCGUUUGACGGCAUACCCGUCCCCUUCCAUAUAGACUACCAGUGCUCCAGUGGACAGUAAUGCCCCCGAAAACGCCGCGCACGUACAGCGUGGGCGACCUGGUGUUCGCCAAAGUCAAGGGCUACCCUCCCUGGCCCGCACGGGUGGAGAGCGAACCACCCCCCGGAUACCGGGCCGGCCCCGGAAGGUAUCCCGUGUUCUUCUUCGGCACAUACGAGUCUGCUGUGGUCGCGGCCCGAGACCUGUCGCCCUACGAGCAGACGAAGCAUAAGUUGGGAACUCCGCGUAAACUCAAGGACUUCAACAAAGGGUUGGAGGAGAUCGAGAAGGACCCGGAGCUCACUGUAGGCGCCGCCGAACCGGCGGACAAUCAGCCGGACGAGGAGGAGGCGGCCGAUGAGGAACUGGAAGCCGAGGACGAGCCCAUGGAUGAGAGCGCGGAUCAGUCGACGGCUGAUAAGCCCGCCGCUCAUGACGGCGACAAUGAGGACCAGUUAGCCAAUGGACAGGCGGUUAAGAAGGAGUCGGAGGGGACAGUGACUGGCGAUGCGGUGGUGAGCGCCGGCACGUCGGCCGCUGACGAGCCCAUGGGAUCCGACAGCGACUCGGAUGAGGACAAGAAACUCAUUAUCGAUGACCGCAUUCACAGCCCGAAGAAGGCGUCGAAAGUGAGCGCCGGUAGUAAAAAGUCAACCAAAAAGGAGUCGUCGUCGUCGACCGCCAGCGCCUCUAAGUCGUCGUCCAAGAAGUCGAAGUCCAAAGAGUCGGACAGCAAGUCGAGCGCCGGUAGGAAACGCAAGUCGAGCGCCAGCGAGAAGUCGGGCGCCGGUAGGAAACGCCGGCGCGUUAUACUCGAGUCCAGUAGCGACGAGUCGGACGGCAACAAAGCGGACGAGGAGUCCGGUGCCGACAGUCAGAGGGCGAGCGCUGACGAGAAGCGCGUGACGGCCGCCACCAGUGAGGACAAGGAGUCGGACGAGGAGUCGGAGCCCAAGAAGAACCGUAAGAGUCGCCAGAAGAAGGAGAAGCCCGCGAAGAGUAGCGGAAAGGCGUCUAAAUUGGAGGAGUCAUCGAAAAAGCGCCGCAAAGAGUCGAAGGCGAAGGAUAAGGAGGCGGUGGAGUCGGCGCCCACCAGUGGAGGGGAGGCGCCGGUAGCCGACGACCCCGAAGUGGUCGAGAAGGUGCGUCUGAAGCUCCAGGAGUCGAAAGACGAGAUCCAACAGAAACUACAGGAGAAGGAGAGAGAGAAAGAGCGACGAAAGCAGGAGAAGAAGGAGCAGAAGCGUAAGGAAAAAGCCGAGAAGUCGGGCGUCGCCACGGCUACCGGUGCUGUCGCUCCCGCACCGGCUGUCACACCCAAAGCGCCGCCAACUGUGGCCGAAGUGUUGGCGUCGAUCGACUCCGACAUACAGACGUCGCUGUCGCGGGAGUCGGCGAAUGUGGACAAGUGUUUGGAGGCUAUGGAGCGCCUGAAGGGAGUGUCGGUCACACCGGAAGGCCUCCAGACGUACGGCCAGGCGCUGAAGGCGCUGAUAGUGACGCUCAAGAAGUGCCGCAAAUAUAAGACGGAUGAGAGGGUGCGCCAGAAGUCGGACCACUUGUACCACAAGUUUAAGGAUUUCUUCUACACAACAGACACGGCAGAGUUGACGGACUCGUCAUCGGCUCUGAACAAUACCGGCGCCGACACCAACAGCACCGACACCAGUGGCGACUCCAAAGAUGAUAAGACCGAUACGAUAGCCACCACUGAAGCUGUGGUUAAAUCGGAUGACAAUCAGACAAAUGUUGACGCGAUUGAUGCAAAGGAACCGUCGCUUUCAGUCACUUCUGAUACCACAACCCCUGAGACUACCGGCCCUUCUGUGGGUGAUAGUGGGAUAGAGAGCGGGACGACAGCCGCAACGGUAGCUGAGUUGCCCGCAAGCAAUGGGCACCCGGAGUCCGAGUUGACGGCGCCCAUUGAUGACCAACAAGAGGUGUCCGAUAGCGCACCGGUAGAUAAAGUCGACAGCAAUAAAGCACAGGUGACUGUGAGCGGGGAUCAGCCGCUGAGCGCCGGUAUCGCUAGCGAUGACACUAAGAAUGGUAUCGACGCGUCCCUAACGAGCGAUGCUAUCGACGAUCAGACGACAGCGCCGGUAGCCGUCGUCGAGCCGCCACUCCAGUCGACCAAAGAUAGUAGUAAUACGACGACGACUACCGAACCUCCCGUUCCCACAGAAACGAUCGCAUCAAACGCCACAUAAGCAGUCGAUAUAUUCAAUUGAAAAGCAUUUUUUGGAUUAAUUCCGCGAAUUAAUGAUAAAAACAAAAAUCUAUUGAAUGAAUAACUAUUAUAUAAUAAUAUUUAAUCUCAUUUCCACAGAAUUUAUAACUAAAUUAUUUAAUAAUUUAUAGCAAAAAGUGUUUUUGAAUUUAUUUUUUAAAAUGAUUUUUUUGUGGUAAACGAAACGUCUAUUUCCUAUAUAUAUACUGUACCUAUAUUUAUAGUUGAGUUUAAAAAGUACCCGUAUUAUUGAUAUGAUUAUUAUGAAUAUACUAUUCCGCAGAAUAUUCUGGAUUUAACUUUCAAAAAGUGUUUAUGAAUUAACUUUUUUUGUGUAUUUUUCUCGCC
This is a messenger RNA of Oppiella nova, 2899 nucleotides long. The record is from the annotation of a GenBank genome assembly. Lineage: Eukaryota; Metazoa; Arthropoda; Arachnida; Sarcoptiformes; Oppiidae.